UUUUGGGAGUACCAAUACUGCACGGAGGUAAUUACAGAUUGUAUAGUGAAUAUUCGACUGCCAAUAUAAUAUAUGUACAUUGUACAGUGCUCUGGUUUAAUUCCAUAUUUGUGUAUAGGAAAAUACGAAAACAUAUACGUGGAACAGUUUCAAAAUUAUAUGUGUUAAAAUCAAAGUUGUGAAUGUGUAGUAGUAUUAAAAACUCAGACAGAUAGUGAACUAACUAUCUAAGAAGGGGCUCGACUGAUGACGGGUGUGUCGGCUUCGAGCUCCGAGGGACUUCGCACGUUUGAGAGACUUUAACACAAAUAAGGAUUCAGAAAAGAAUACAAGAUGGUGGACAAGAUGUCGCGGUACAGAUAUGCACCGCUACUGGUGUUCCAAAUAUUCCUGAUGAUCCUAUACAUACUGUUCACCACGUAUGGAGGUGCUGAAGAAGCCAAUAUUAAAGGCUUUGAAGACACACAUGUGAUGAUAUUCAUCGGUUUUGCGUAUCUCAUGACAUUCCUUAAGAAGUAUUGCUACAGCGCUCUCGGCUACAACUGGUUCUUAGCCGCAUUGGUUAUACAAUGGGCUUUACUCUGCCAAUCCUUCUUCCAUAUGAAGGAUAAUAUGAUUCAUAUUACUAAGAAAAGUUUAUUAGAGGCUGACAUUAUGUCCGCGACUGUCCUCAUCACGUUCGGAGCUUUACUGGGUCUUGCAAGCGGAACCCAGCUAUUGUUCAUAGCCAUCAUAGAAACAGCGGUCGGCUGCAUAAAUUUGUACCUAAUGGAGAGUGUUUAUAAGGUAACAGACAUAGGAGGAUCUAUAGGUAUUCACACGUAUGGUGCGUACUUCGGACUGGGAGUGAGCACUGCAUUUAGGUUAAGGAAGCCCACUGGCCCGGACGCGGCCGGCACUGAGCGCCUGGACGGGCCCACCUACAUCUCCGAUAUUACUGCUAUGCUUGGUUCAAUAUUCCUAUGGAUCUUCUGGCCAUCUUUCAACUCGGGCUUGGCGCAAACUGACGCCGAAGCACAACGAGCAGUUGUCAACACCUAUCUGUCUUUAGCUGCUGCUACGGUAACAACAUUCGUCCUCUCAGCAAUGGUGAGCCACAAGCCCGGCAAGCUGGAUAUGGUGCAUAUUCAGAACUCCACGCUUGCUGGUGGUGUGGGCGUGGGAGCCGUCGCCAACCUGUUCAUUGGGCCCGGAGUCGCUAUAGCCAUUGGUAUUGGUGCUGGUGUCAUCAGCGUUUUGGGCUACAGAUUUGUUACGCCAUUACUAGAAAAGAUCGGCAUCCAGGACACAUGUGGUGUGCACAACCUGCACGGUGCUCCUGGAGUAUACUCCGGUCUACUGUCAGCUCUCUUCGCAGCUAUCGCCACUGUCGACACGUAUGGCUCUGAGUACAGCAACAUCUUCAGUGCAGGGGCUGCGGAUGGCAGAUCAAGUUCAAUGCAAGCAGUAUACCAGUUGGUAGCCCUUGUAACUACGCUGGUACUGUCAUUCGGAACGGGAUUCAUUUCCGGUUUGAUAGCGAAAACGAAGUUGUUCGCGCCCCUAGAGGUGCACCAGCGAUACGACGACGAAGUGAACUGGGAACUGCCCUAACUUAACAUAACAAUGGCGUCUUUAUUCUGAAAGCUUUCAAUUGUAAACCUCAUGAUUAUCAAACAGUUCCGGAACAAAAAUAAAAAGGAAUAAGAAUGUGUUUUUUUUUUUUCGGGGUUACGACGAAAAUUUUGUUAAGAUUGUCAAUUGAAGAUACUGGAGGCCUAUUGGAAUACUUUUAAUGAAAUGUAUGUAGGUUUUUAAUUUUUUUAAUGGUAUAAGCCGGUAAACGAUUAGACAGAACACCUGAUGGUAAGCAAUCGCCGUUGCUCUUGGACACCCGAAACACCAGAGGCCUUACAAGUAAAGUUUUCUAAUAAUUAGCCAAAGGACAUAAGGAUCUGAUUCGUCAAGAAAACCUCUAUCAAUAGUCAGAACCAAGACAUACGCUUUCGGAGCGCUUUUGUCACAAGCCUAGAUAACCUAAGAUAUUUAGUUUGUAGGAAAGUUGUCACAUACAUAGGUUAGUGUUUUAUACUCUUUAAAAUUAUCAGUUUAGUUAAUUAUUACUUUUGUGAGACAUUCUACAUUAAUUAUUAUGUUUUUCGGCUUAUUCACGUAUUGAUUUGACGAGGAACUCGAAUAGUUUCAAGCCAUGCUUGCAUGCAAAGCUCAUAUUCAAGAGUAGCAUUUUGCGACAAAAUGGGCGGCGACUCGGCAGCACGACAGGAGCCGUGUCUCUCUGGUCGAGUUCCUCGUCAAAAAACUACGUAAGUAAGACAAAAAUCACAAUAAUUAGUUUAGUUAAUUAUUAAGGUAAAAAAUAAAAUUUGUAUUCAACCCAACAUCGAAUUUUGUGCGAAUGUCCACUAUACAAAUACCUCUAAGAUUAUAAUGCUCGUUGUAACCAUACAAGGAUUAAAGAGUCAAGGAUUUAAUGAGUUAAAGUAUGUACCAUAAUUGUGGGUUCUAUCAUGUAUGAACUAGUAUUUUAAAGAUCCUCGCAAUAUAACUUUUAAAGGCCCCAAAAAUCGAUGGUUUUAUGGCCAAAAAAUAAUACACAGAACAAGGGAUUUUAUAGCAAACACAUUUUCUGAGCAUCUGUGAGUUUCAUAUCGAUCUGAUAUAAUUUUCAAAAUGAAGAUAUUUUUAUGUAUCUAUGUUUUUAGUGUGUAAGAGUGUAUAUUGUAGUCAUAAGCUUUACGUUAUGUGAAUAUAAUAAUAAAUUGUUUAAGAAUAAA
Spodoptera frugiperda (fall armyworm) is the source of this 2774-nucleotide messenger RNA. RefSeq names its product ammonium transporter Rh type B (gene Rh50). Gene Ontology annotation, cellular component: plasma membrane. NCBI's taxonomy places the organism in Eukaryota, Metazoa, Arthropoda, Insecta, Lepidoptera, Noctuidae. Gene Ontology annotation, biological process: ammonium homeostasis; ammonium transmembrane transport. The coding region runs from base 334 to 1593 and encodes 419 amino acids. The transcript is spliced from 11 exons. The record is from RefSeq and is a predicted model, not a curated record. Gene Ontology annotation, molecular function: ammonium channel activity.